CUAGAGUGCGCAUGAGCGACUCCAUCACCGUCAAGGCGGACGGUUUCCAUGGCGCGAAUCAAUGUACAAACAAAUCGUAGCGAAAACUUCCUGCCCGAUAAAAAACAAUCACAAACGUCUUGACUGCUGGUGCAGUGGAAGUUUUUUCUUUGUGGUUUGCCAAAUCCCAUCGCAAUGGACAUAUCCACCAAACCCGUAUUUUCGUUCUCCCUCAACUACAAAGUGUUCGAAAAGCUGGUGACCUGCGGGAAGUACGACGGGAUCCAUUCCUGUUUGACCAUGGUCACAACGGCGGACAAGAUUCUAAUCCACACGCCCCACAAACGCUACGGGCUGCAAAACUCGAAGCUCUCGAUUUCGGAAAUCAAAAAUGACAUCGCACUGCUUAACAUGAACUUUCCGAUACGGGCGAUCGUGGCCGGGCGGCUGAAGAAGGACGACGAACGCGACGUGCUGGUGAUUGGAAGUCCUUCGCAUGUGCUAGCGUACCAUGUGGAUGAAAAUUGUAACAUGUUUCAGAGAGAUUUCCACGAGGGCGUACGGUCUGCCGUGAUCGGUGGCUACGCAAACCAACCGGGCAAUACGCUGAUCGUUGGCGGCAAUGGUACGUAUAUGGGUCGAUCGAAACAUUUAUUUUACACUAGAAUAUCAUUAUUAAUCGCAACAGGGCUGCCUAGGUAUGCUUUUUUACGCAAUCACAAACAAAACUACCGGUCAAGUGGUUACGGGUGUGCUGGUCAAAAGAGUCCAAAAUACAGCAAAGCAAAUAAUUCUAUUUAUUUCAACAUGCUAACGCUGCACAACGUUGCCGAUGAGGAAAUGAACGCUCUGCUGACUCAGAAGCAGAAACUGCUGCUCGAGCUGAAGCACUACGAAAACAACAUCAAGUACAACAAGGAAAUCCUGAGCAACACGAGCGAAAGCAAUCUGGUGCAGAGUGUGCCGGACAACGUCGGCAUCAUACCGUCCAACACGCGGCUACAGAUCGGCAUUUCCACCAGCUACGAUAGCAACGAUAUGAACAUCGACAUCACCGUGUCGACCAACAACUCGACCACGAUCCGUGGCGUGUUGAUCUUUGCCGAUCAGCUGUUCAAGGAGGAAUCGCUGAUCGCGCACCUGACGAAGGACGUUUCGCGCAUACUGAUACCGCUCAAGACGCUCAAGGACAAUGCGCAGGACAUUCACAUCAAAGCGUUCGUCGGCUACCCGAGCAGUGUGCAGUUUCACGUGUUUGAACUGACCCGUCAGCUGCCCAAGUUUGCGAUGUACACCAUACCGCACAAUCUGACCGGGUCACCGAAGAGUGUGUAUGAAGUGAAGAUCAUCUGAUUAUUUUAAACCGCCAACACGUGCUUGCAUGCAUAAGUCAUCGACAUUCGACCCCAAAACCGAAUGCCCGAACCAGUUUUGCUGUGUGGUGUGGUGGUGGUGCUGGAUGGAAAACUGUGAUUUGUGUUGUACGCCUUAACCGUUCGUACGGAUGCAGUGCUAAAGCCCAGUGAUGGAUUCCUUUUUCGGCUUCGAUACCAGUCUGCCGGGUGAGAACGACGAGGAGUAGGAGGAGGAGGAAGCUCGCCGAUUCUUCCAGGCAGCACCGCGGCGCACCGCCGAACUGCAUUCGCCGCUGCAGCGGCGCCGAUGCAAAGAAGACAUCUCGGA
Anopheles merus is the source of this 1662-nucleotide messenger RNA. Its product is annotated as Bardet-Biedl syndrome 2 protein homolog. NCBI's taxonomy places the organism in Eukaryota, Metazoa, Arthropoda, Insecta, Diptera, Culicidae. Gene Ontology annotation, biological process: non-motile cilium assembly. Gene Ontology annotation, cellular component: motile cilium; membrane; ciliary basal body. The record is from RefSeq and is a predicted model, not a curated record. The coding region runs from base 175 to 1332 and encodes 385 amino acids. The transcript is spliced from 5 exons.